Messenger RNA from Stegastes partitus (bicolor damselfish), 1855 nucleotides. Its product is annotated as tumor necrosis factor-like. The coding region runs from base 445 to 1179 and encodes 244 amino acids. The transcript is spliced from 4 exons. Gene Ontology annotation, molecular function: tumor necrosis factor receptor binding. Gene Ontology annotation, biological process: immune response. NCBI's taxonomy places the organism in Eukaryota, Metazoa, Chordata, Actinopteri, Pomacentridae. Gene Ontology annotation, cellular component: membrane. The record is from RefSeq and is a predicted model, not a curated record.
GAUGUGUUUUCUGUCAUUUAAUUUGCAAGUGUACAGCAGGAGUUGAGGAUGUUUAAGAGUGUGUUGUGAUGCUAUGAGGUGUGUGUGUCGCUGCGGGAAUAUCUGCUGACUUGUGUGUGAGUGUGUAUGCAGCGAGGUGGGAACGCUACACAAGUGUUCCUGUGCUGUUGGGAUAAGUCAGUCAUAGAGAUGCCAUGUGUGUAGGAGUGUGUAGUGUUGACGAUCCGCCCAAGCUCUGGGUCUCUCUUCCUCAUCAAAUCUCCACUCACAAUGAGUGACAUCACUGGAGUUUCCCCCCCAGGAGGAAACCUUUUUAAUAAGAGACAGUCACAGUGGCAGUCAGCAAACCAGAGCGGUAGCAGCAGCAGCAGAAGAAGACAGCUCUCCAUUAGGCUGCUAAGAGCUCAACUUGACUUGCAGGGACCAAAGGGACUCGUUUAAACAAUGGAACAUGAAUGCAAGGUAUUUCUGGACACCACAGUCGACACAGAAGCCACGAAACAGGAACCACCGGCAGGCGUCAGACCCAGCUCGAAGCUCACCACAGCCCUGCUGGCGUUCACGCUGUGCCUCGCUGUCACUGCUGCUGCUCUCCUCAUCGUGAACAAGGAUGCCAAGGGUCCUGGACCACAUGAAGAAAACUUUGAUCUUCGUCACACAUUGAGGCAGAUUUCAAACGUGAGAGCAGCCAUUCAUCUAGAAGGAGAAUACAACCCUAACAUGAAGACCUCAGUGGAAUGGAAGAAGAAUGUGGACCAGUCCCACCUUCAAGGAGGUCUGGAGCUCCGCAACAACGAGAUUGUGAUUCCUGAGAACGGCCUCUACUUCGUUUACAGCCAAGCGUCUUUCCGAGUCAGCUGCAGCAGCAACGACCCUGCUGACCCAACCUCCAUCCCCAUGGUCCACCUGAGCCACACCGUGAAGCGCUGGUCCAGGUCAUACGGGAACGACGAUGCCAAGAAGCACUAUCAAACUAUCCUGCACUCUAUCCGCACUGCCUGCCAGAAGACGGCCAGCGUUGACUCAGAGGAGGACGGGAGCUGGUACUCUGCUGUGUACAUGGGAGCCGUGUUCAACCUGAAGACGGGAGACCUGCUGAAGACGGUGAUGGAGGAGGAGAUGCUGAAGCAGCUGGAGGACGAGCCUGGCAAGACUUUCUUUGGUGUGUUUGCCUUGUGAGGGCAGGUAGCUGAGAGGAGCAGGUGCAGAUAUGAAGGCACAUGGCACACCUGCAGCCUGCUGCUCCACUGAAACCCACCCACACUGCUGAAUGUUAAGAGUCCACAGAAGGCCUUCACUGUGUUGCAGAGUCCAUGUGGGCUCUAAACUCACACUUUGAAAAAAUGUAUAAGCAAUUUACUGCUUAAAGUUGACCAAGCUAUGGUGACUGUAGAGUUGAGCACACCAGCUCAUGGUACCUCUAUGGGUCUAUAUAUUAUGUACUAUGUACUGUGGCCGUAUCGUCAGUACCUUCUGCUGUACUGCCUUGCUCAGUUUUUACUGCUUUUGGCAUUUGUAUGGAUUUACUACAACUGCUGCAUUUUUAUUGUGUCACUACAGAAUGACAGAAGUGGUUUUUCACGGAUGUAUUUAUUCAACAUAACAUUGCCAUAUUUAUUUUAUUUAUUGAAUAAUUAAUUUAUUUGUGUGUUUUCAUGUGUUUUUUCCCCCAGAGAAUGUCCAAAUCAGUGAUUGUUCUGGAUUGUAUGCAUAAUUUAUGAAACUAUUUAUUGUAACAGAUUUUUUUUCUCUGUGGAGUUUUUGUUGACAUUAGCGAAGAUGUUCUUACAUCCUCCAUCGUGCCUGUGGUGCCAUAAACAAAAACUGUUUGAAUUAAAAUCUUUUUGCAAAGUAA